Molecule: messenger RNA, 1614 nt
Organism: Contarinia nasturtii (swede midge)
Lineage: Eukaryota; Metazoa; Arthropoda; Insecta; Diptera; Cecidomyiidae
Exons: 8
Coding region: 10-1614 (534 amino acids)
Source: RefSeq, a predicted model, not a curated record
GAUGGCCUUAUGGCCAUUGAUUUGGAUGAUAUUUUAAAUGAUAAAUUUAUGCCCAUGUCGAUAUUGUAUGACAAGGGCACAAUAAAUGCAGAUGGAAUGUCCAUCGUUAAAAGUGAUCAAAAGCAAGUGUUUCCCAUCAGUUCGAAUGCGGACUUUGAUAGUGCUAUUCACUUGAUGCAAUUCCAUCGGAAAAUGAUUCAAAAUUAUAAGUGCAAUAAUUACAUAGCGAAACAGAUUCUAGCCGAUAUUGCACCGCACACACUACACAAUCGAUUGGGCAUCGCACACAAUUCAAGUGAAAUAGUUCAUCUGCCAAAACAUCGGCCCAUGUGGAAUAAUAACUUCGAUGACAAACUAUUCGAUCAGGGUUCAAAUGCAUACAAGAAUUGGCUGACCAAAUUGGCAUUAUUGGAUGAUGUUUAUAAACAGAUCAAAGCGGAUAAUUUGACGAUGAAAAAUUUAAACGAAACGCCACCAUUUCGACGUAUUGACGGGGCAUCGGUGAGUGGCGAUAACGAAUACGAAGUAGGAGUGGCCAGUGGAUAUGCGAUACAGCAUCCAAUUCCAUCUGGUUUCGUUCCACCACAAAAUCAUGCAAAUGAUAUCGAUUACGAAAAUUUUCACAGAUAUGCGGUGGCUGGUAAUAAAGCUGUUCCGUACAUACAAAGUAUAAACACAUUAUUUGAACAAAAUCAAAAUCCAUCGCACUCGCUACAUCAACCACCUGUAUUUGUACCCGAUGAAAACUCUGAUCUUUGGCCAAAUUCUUAUCCAAAUUUAUAUGCUAUCUCUCAUCCUUAUCACAAUCCACACGUUUUCUAUAGUGAACCAAAUGAAUUGCCACCAAUCAAAAAUGUUACGCACAGUUGGUGGUCAUUUCAGAAUUUAAAAGAAAAAUUUCAAUCAUUUUUUAAACACAAAAAUAAACAAAAUGAUGAUCCACACCAUUCGGCCAAUUUAUUCAAUAAUAAUCAACAACAAUUUCAGGGUUAUGAUGUUGGAGGUGACGACUAUGGAGUCAGCUAUGACAGCAGCGGUGGAUCAAGCAAAGAAAUGACACUGAAAAAAGUCUAUGAAUUAGCAUUGACGGCUAUUGCAUAUCUUGCAUUUGGAAUUUUUGUAUUGCAAGUGAUAAUGUGCAUUACAACCGUAAAAGCACAGACAGGUAGUACAAUGGUGAUGGCAGAGGUUCCAACUGAAACCGUUGAAAUGACUGAAGUCAGAGACGAGAUAAUAAGACGAAAAAAAAGAUCAAAUAUUGAAACAUCUUUUUCCGACGUCAAUGAAAUGUCACGCAAAGUCUUACAGUCAAUUGAAGCAGCUAUGGUGGCACCUGAAGACAAUGGAAAUUGUCUGAAACAGAUUCUUUGUCAAAAUAAUCAAUUUAAAAGCAUUUCAAUUAACCAAAUAUGGCUACCGGUUUGGGGCCUUGGAAUGAGCUGGUUAUCUUCACGUAUUACAACCGGACAAAUUAAUUCGCCAAUCAUGUUCGAGUGUCUGAAAGCACUUAUUAUUGGUCUUGGCGAUGGAGUGUGUGAAGAAAAUUUUCAAUGUGAUUCAAAUAUUAUUGCUAACAAUAGAAAAUUAACAAGACAAAUGCGUUCAACAAAAUAA